UUAACCGAAAGAUUCCUUCUUGGUGUGCUUUUACCAGCAGAAAAAAUGCUCACAGAUUUUUGGGGCGUCAUGGAAGGGGCAUUUUCAGCUACACUCUGCCAUUCUGGAUUUCAGGGAUCAUGCUACAUACGUAGGAAUGUCCAGGAAGAAGGCUUUGAGCUUGAGAAACCACUGUUUGUGCAGUUCCCUGAACGCUGCAAGCUCCUGAUCAUUGCAAGUCGGCAGAAGUUUGGGCUGGUAGAUUGAGCUGAACUCCUGCCUCCUGGUUGGUUGAAGUCAAGGCCUUCGCACAUUGUUCCAUCAUUGCAAUUGCAUGCAAGAAUUGUGACCAAAUGGCUUUCACAAGAGUUUUUCAGGCGGGUUGUCAUCAUGAAGGUCUGAUCCUUGUCAACACUUGGCAGAAGACUAGAACCAGGACGUGUGCUGGCAAACUCAGCGGUGAAGGCAAGUGCAGCCAAUCCAGGAGGCGCAUGCCAGCUACUCUUCAUAUGCAUCAGAGAUCCACACAUCAUACAGCCACCACACAAUCAAGUGAUGCUUUGAAGCCCCCUCGUUCUCGUCCACCUCAAUUUCCCUCAUUGCCAAAGUUGGCUCCACUCCCCUUCAAAAAAAUACAGCAUUCCUCAGUCACAGCUUACGCACAUGCAGCUGGUCAGUCCGCCAGCUCAACUGUUCUGGCAGACACAGAAACGCCCCCCUUGCAAGCUGAGCUUGAGGCUGCUGUCGCAGCUGUUGAACGUGCUUGCCAUUUGUGCCUGAAUGUAAGGGCCAGCAUUCAUGACGAUGGAGAACUAGACGAGGGGGACGCUCGGCUGAAGAAGCAAGACGCAACGCCGGUGACGGUGGCAGACUUUGGGGUUCAAGCCCUGAUUAGUCUAGAGCUGCGGCGCCUCUUCCCUGACGUUCCACUGCUGGGGGAAGAAGACGCAACUCAGCUGAGAAACCAGCUGAAGGAAAGUUCAGCGCCAGGUGGCAGUCUUGCGGAAGCAGUCAGGGCAGUUGUUGCCCUGGUGGCGCCCGCUGACUUGGGUUCGAUCAGCGUCGACCAAGUGUUGGACGCCAUUGAUGAUGGGCGAGCCGAGACCACUUCUCAGGACAGAUUCUGGAUUUUGGACCCGAUCGACGGCACCCGCGGCUUCUUGCGAGGAGGGAAGUCCCAGUAUGUAAUUGCCCUCGCUCUAGUUCAAAACGGCAAGGUGGUUCUUGGAGUCUGUGGCUGUCCCAACAUGAGUGGGGCUUCUCUCGAGUGUGAUACGUGCGUGCCCGACGCCACGAGAGGCCCUGUAGAAGAGGCGAGCACGCAGGAAAACCCUAGGGAUCAGGGGGGAGAAUGCACGUCCUCUGAAGAACGAGGCCCUCUCGAUUCAAAUGUUCGGGGGCUGAUUGUGUAUGCCAGUCGGGGAGAGGGUACCUGGGUGCGGGGAUUAGAAAAAUCGGACGGUCUGACGUCCACGUCAGGAAGAGAGUCUCUUCAGUCGGACGAGUCGGAGCGUCGAGCAGCUUUAGACGCCGGUCGAGAAGGAGCCUUUUCUCACUCUGCCUGGCUCCAGCCUCAGCGGGUCAGAGUGGACGGUGUGAAAAGGCUCUGGGACGCGCGGAUCUGCAUAUCAGACCAUGAAACGUGGGGCGAGUUGCCCCUGGCGGCCGCGCUCGCAAGCACCCCCCAUCCCGAGGACAGCGAUGACGAGGGGGGGCGUUUACACCACGCCGAGGAGUGGGAGGCGAAGCAGCUGCCGCUGUGCUGUGGAAGCAUCUGCAAAUACGUUGCCGUAGCUCUGGGCGCGGCCUCGGUCUUCGUACAGCACCCGGUCUCCAAACCAACGCUCAAAGUGUGGGACCAUGCAGCGGCGCUGAUCUGCGUCACAGAGGCCGGGGGGCAGGUUACUGAUCUUGAGGGGCUGCCGUUGCAACUAGGCACGGGAGAGAGCGAGUUCGCUCCGGGUGGAGGCGGGGUGAUCGUAACUAAUGGAGGGUUGCAUGAGUUGGCGCUUGAGGCUGUGAGGAAGGGCCAGCAAUUGCUCGUGAAUUGAGGGUUCAUAUUGAAAUAAUACAACGGAGUCCUUAUUGAAAUAAUACAACGGAAUCCUUCUAAAGGUUUAGGAAAGCGAAGGUAACAUUGAACAACCGAAGUGUUGCAAUAAAAGCCUUGAGUGAAGAGGAUGCUGGUCCUGCAUGAGAGAGAAGGCCUGAGAAAGGGGGUUUCAUUCCAAAGUCGAGCACCACUCACAAAGGAGCGCUUGGAGCUCAAUUGACGACCUUUGCGGGCGACUACCGUCAUGCUUGCCGCACACGG
Klebsormidium nitens is the source of this 2293-nucleotide messenger RNA. The record is from the annotation of a GenBank genome assembly. Lineage: Eukaryota; Viridiplantae; Streptophyta; Klebsormidiophyceae; Klebsormidiales; Klebsormidiaceae.